Molecule: messenger RNA, 2023 nt
Organism: Erigeron canadensis
Lineage: Eukaryota; Viridiplantae; Streptophyta; Magnoliopsida; Asterales; Asteraceae
Product: 3beta-hydroxysteroid-dehydrogenase/decarboxylase-like
Exons: 13
Coding region: 182-1876 (564 amino acids)
Biological process (GO): steroid biosynthetic process
Molecular function (GO): 3-beta-hydroxy-Delta5-steroid dehydrogenase (NAD+) activity
Source: RefSeq, a predicted model, not a curated record
CGUCGUUUGAUAGAAGGAAGGGAAUCGUUGUUUUUUUUAAUAACAUUUUUAUAUAUUUUACAAAAUCUCAGAGAAACAAAAUCUCAACUCAAUGGACAAUUGCUGAGGGAACAACAAGAUCUGAUUCUUCUACAAAAUCUCAUCCAGGGGAGAAAGUAAAUAAUAGAGUUAGAUUAGAAAGAUGGGUACGCCACAAGAAAGAUGGUGUGUUGUGACCGGGGGACGAGGAUUCGCCGCACGUCAUUUAGUCGAUAUGCUCAUCCGUUACGAAAUAUAUUCGGUCCGGAUUGCUGAUUUGGGACCUGAUAUUAAUCUUGAACCUCAUGAAGAAAAAGGAAACCUCGGGCAAGCUUUACGCUUGGGUCGUGCUCAAUACGUGUCUAUGGAUCUUCGUGACAUAUCUCAAGUUAAUAAAGCCUGUGAAGGGGCCGAAGUUGUUUUUCAUAUGGCUGCACCAGAUUCAUCCAUUAAUAACUAUAAACUGCAUUAUUCAGUUAAUGUGCAAGGGACCAAGAAUGUAAUUGAUGCUUGCACUACACAUAAUGUGAAGAGGCUUAUCUAUACUAGUUCUCCCAGUGUGGUUUUUGAUGGGGUACAUGGAAUAUAUAAUGGAGAAGAAUCAUUGCCAUAUCCUUCUAAGCACAAUGAUUCAUAUUCUGAAACAAAGGCUGAAGGAGAGGCUCUAGUUAUCAAGGCUAAUGGCGUCAAUGGACUCUUAACAUGCUGCAUCCGACCUAGCAGCAUUUUUGGUCCUGGUGAUAAGUUGCUCGUUCCAUCUUUAGUUGCUGCAGCAAGGGCAGGAAAAUCAAAGUUCAUUAUUGGGGAUGGCACAAAUAUGUAUGAUUUCACAUAUGUUGAAAAUGUUGCACAUGCUCAUGUGUGUGCUGAAAGAGCUCUAGCAUCAGAUGGGUCUGCGGCAAAGAGAGCUGCAGGCGAGGCUUACUUUAUUACCAAUAUGGAGCCGAUCAAGUUUUGGGAGUUCAUGUCACUUAUUCUUGUUGGCCUUGGCUAUGAAAGGCCAAGAAUCAAGAUUCCUGCCUCUGUCAUGAUGCCUAUUGCACGAGUGGUGGAGCGUAUAUAUACCAUCUUAGCUCCAUACGGUAUGAAGGUACCACAGUUGACACCUUCAAGAAUCAGACUUCUGACUUGCACCAGAACCUUUAAUUCUGCAAAAGCAAAUGACCGUCUAGGCUAUUUACCUAUUGUGCCCCUUCAGGAAGGUCUUAAAAGGACUAUCGAAUCAUACUCGGAUCUUAGAGCCGAGCUUCUGCCACGAAAGGAAGGUCCUUCUAAAGCUGCUGUAUAUCUUGGAAAUGGAUUGGUUGCGGACAUACUUCUUUGGAGAGAGAAAAGGCUUACAUUCACUGCCAUGCUUGCUUUCAUUGUAUUUUAUGCCAGUUUUGUAUCACAUGGAAGUACCAUGAUAACUGCAAUUUCCAAGGUCCUUAUAUGGGCAUCAAUUUUUCUAUUCGUUCAUGGAAAAUUACCCAAUCACUUAAUGGGAUAUACAUUUGAGAAAAUUCCGGAUUCAAAGUUUCAGUGUUCAGAAGAAAUGACACGCAGAGCUGCAUUAUCCGUGGCUUCAGUGUGGAAUUGUGCAGUAGAUGAUUUGAAAUCUAUUUCCAGUGGGAAAGAUUGGAUGCUAUUUUUCAAGAUCGCAUUAUCUCUCUUCAUUGUAAGCUGGAUUGGGUCAAUGUCCCUGUCAAACUUUUUUGUUAAAGUACUUCCCUUUAACUUCAUUGUGUUUUACAUCUACGAUAAAUAUGAAGAUGAAGUGGACAGGAUUCUUCAAACAGUUUUCCCAAUAAAACGCUUCUCAGAUCCCGACUUCUUGAGAUUAUUGAAUCCUUUCAAGCCAGUUGACAAACAUGAUUAGUAGAUCUUCUCCAGGCACAAACGAUGAGCCAAUGUUUUAGUCUUUUUAUAUUUACUAUUGUUAGUUGUAUUGGUCUGAUGAUUUCUUGUUUUCCAUACAAGACACAAGCUGAAACAGGGACUAAAUUCCAUACUGAACUUUAAGUUA